Messenger RNA from Rana temporaria (common frog), 3587 nucleotides. RefSeq names its product kelch like family member 29 (gene KLHL29). The transcript is spliced from 16 exons. The record is from RefSeq and is a predicted model, not a curated record. The coding region runs from base 747 to 3386 and encodes 879 amino acids. Lineage: Eukaryota; Metazoa; Chordata; Amphibia; Anura; Ranidae. Gene Ontology annotation, molecular function: protein binding.
AGCCUCAGAGAAGCGGGGAGCAGAAGGGAGCAUGGUCCGGAUCCUGCAGCAGCCAGACACACAUACAAGCCGCCGCUACACCGAGCCCCGGGGAACACACAGCCCCCCGGAGCCCGCAGGUCCCCAGUCCCGGGACACUCACUAGGAGCAUCCGCCCCCAGCCUGUACACCGGAGAGGAGAGGAGGACGGCGGGCGCUGACAGCGCAGGUACCCGGCUGGCGGCAUCCAUCCCUCAUCCCCGGAGAAGUCGGGCUGCAUCUUCCCGUGUAGGAGCCUGUGCGCCUGCGUCAUCCUGGAUCCAGGAGACUGGAGGGAGGAAUUUGAUGUGGAAUAGAUAUUAGGAGCCUUCCAGGGUGUUCGGGAAUCGCUCUACCACCUCUCAAGCAAGGGAUCCUAGAAUACCAUAGUACCCAUAUAAGAGAUCGGGGUGUACUAAGACAAUAAAGAAAUACCUGGAAGAAAGAACGCUGAACAAUGUUCCUAAGAAACAAUAUGUCCUCCCAGUAAAGGGAUUGAACUGCAGAAAUAAAGAAAGCAGGAAGCAUUCGAUCACCCAGGAUAAGUCUGAAUCGAUUUACCCGAAUCAUAUUAAGAGAUUCUACAACAGAAGCAUAGUAACUUUUAAAGGAAAUGUAAUAGUCUAUGGACAAGCUGCGCUGACGUGCAAGAGGAAAACAUCUGUUGGGUGCUCUUUGUAGAAAAAGGACUGAAGAGGGAGGCAACUGCCCGCGAGCCGGUGGCGAGGAUGUCGCGGCACAGCCGUUUCGAAAGGGACUUUUGCGGUGGCUGGGAGAGAUGGGAGUGGAGUUCGAACGGCAACCACAUGAACACGAGUAACGUCAACGGUACGGUCAAUGGAAAUGGCAACAACAGGCCUGGACUACUGCCUCUGCCAAUUGUACCAUCUCGUCUUCCUACACCAACAUCUACUGCUGCUACCACGGUUGGCAGCGAUGCGGUGACAAGCAAUGGCAGCAAUCCAGCUUCUGCUUCUGCAUCCAAAACCCCUCUGCUUUCCAAGGCCGAGAAACAAACGCAAGGUCAGCUGCUGGCUACCAGUGUGAGGUGGGGGCAGACUCCAAUCAACCAGUCUACACCAUGGGAUACGGAAGAGCCACCAUCUAAGCAAAUGAGGAAAGGGGAAAAUCCUGCCACUCCACCAUGGGCGACAACGGUCUCUGCGUGCACCCAGGGAACCCUGAUAGCCCAUACAUAUGGAAUGACUCAGCCACCUAUAUACAGCCAAGCAGCCAAUGUCCAGGCUCCCAUCAUAGGGGUGACUCCCACUCUCCCUCCUCAUGUUGCCCCUCAACUGCCGUUAAUGACCGCACAUUACCAACUGCAACAGCACCAGCAGCCCGCACAACCUCUAAACAACAUGGUGGUCAAUUUACAGAGCCAGUCCAUGUACAGGCACAGUCAGCCCAUGGCUAUGUCCUCUUUGACCGGAGUUGGUCAGGUCCCUCAUCCCGGCCAUGCUGCCAUUGGCAACGGUCACAUGACUUGCCCCAUCCUUCCUCCUCCACCGCCAGCGAUGCCUUCUGCGGCACUGCCCAACAGUGUUCCGGCCACGAAUGGCCAAACUGGCCCCCAGGUUCCGCACAAUCAAACCAUAACCCCCGACAACCCGAAUGGAGUUCAAAUGCUAAGGACAAUCGGCAUGGGAAAGUAUGAAUUCACGGAUCCCUGGUAUCCUAAAGAAAUGUUGAAGGAGCUGAACCAGCAGCGUAGAGCGAAAGACUUUACAGACCUGAAAAUUAUUGUUGAAGGCAAAGAGUUUGAAGUCCAUCAAAAUAUUCUAGCUUCCUGCAGCUUGUAUUUCAAGGACCUGAUUAAAAGGUCGUCGCUGGAGCAGGUUAAGAAUGGAGAAAAACUGGAGCUGACUAUGUCCAAUAUCAAUGCUGAAGUCUUGGAACUGUUGCUGGAAUUUGUCUAUACAGGUUCCCUGAUCAUAGAUUCAGCCAAUGCUAAAAUCCUCCUGGAGGCAGCCAGCAAGUUUCAGUUCCACACCUUCUGUAAAGUCUGCGUAUCCUUCUUAGAGAAACAGCUGACUGCCAACAACUGCCUGGGCAUCCUGGCCAUGGCAGAGGCCAUGCAGUGUGUGGAGUUGUACAACAUGGCCAAAGCGUACGCCUUGCAAAACUUCCCAGAGGUAGCAAACCAGGAUGAGAUCCUGAAUAUCUCAAAGGAUGAUUUCGUAUCAUACAUUUCUAAUGACAGCCUGAACACCAAAGCUGAGGAGCUGGUCUACGAGACAUUGCUAAAAUGGAUAAAGAAAGAUCCGAAAAACAGAGCACAGCAUUCUGCUGAAUUGUUGGCCGUUGUCCGUCUACCCUUCAUCCAUCCAAGCUAUCUACUCAAUGUGGUUGACAAUGAAGAGUUGAUAAAGUCAUCAGAGGCUUGUCGAGAUUUAGUCAAUGAAGCAAAGCGGUAUCACAUGCUCCCACAUGCCCGUCAGGAAAUGCAGACUCCACGCACAAGGCCAAGACUAUCAGCAGGUGUAGCAGAAGUCAUCGUACUGGUUGGUGGUCGGCAGAUGAUAGGAAUGAAUCAGAGAACAUUAACGGCUGUGACGUGUUUAAAUCCACAAAUCAACAAAUGGUAUCCACUGGCCAGCCUUCCCUUUUAUGACCGAGAAUUCUUCAGUGUGGUCAGUGCAGGGGACAACAUCUACCUAUCAGGGGGUAUGGAAUCCGGUGUAGCUUUAGCGGAUGUCUGGUGCUACAUGUCUUUACUUGAUAACUGGAAUCUGGUCUCCAGGAUGAUUGUUCCAAGGUGUCGACACAACAGUCUGGUCUUCGAUGGCAAAAUCUAUACAAUCGGUGGCCUAGGCGCAGCUGGGAAUGUUGACCACGUCGAAAGGUAUGAUACAAUUAUCAACCAGUGGGAGGCGGUAGCGGCUCUUCCGAAACCGGUUCACUCUGCGGCAGCCACUGUGUGUGGAGGGAAGAUCUACGUUUUCGGAGGAGUGAAUGAAGCGGGCAGGGCAGCAGGGGUCCUGCAGUCCUAUGUGCCUCAGACCAAUACCUGGAGUUUUAUUGAAUCACCAAUGAUCGAUAACAAAUAUGCCCCAGCGGUCACUCUGAAUGGCUUUAUCUUCAUUCUGGGAGGAGCUUAUGCGAGAGCCACAACCAUCUAUGACCCAGAAAAAGGCAACAUAAAAGCUGGACCCAACAUGAAUCACUCCAGACAGUUCUGCAGCGCCGUGGUCCUGGAAGGGAAGAUCUAUGCUACAGGUGGAAUAGUCAGCAGCGAGGGUCCUGCGCUCGCAAACAUGGAAUACUACGACCCCAAAUCCAACACUUGGACUUUAUUAUCCAACAUGCCUUGCCCUCUCUUCCGCCACGGAUGUGUAGUCAUCAAGAAAUACAUUCAAAGUGGUUGACAAAACAAAACAAACACAGAUGGAACUGUCUCCUUAGCCGAAGAUGUUUUACUACAUGUACAAUUUUUUUUUCUGUUUUCUGAUUUUUACCGUUUCAAUGGCAUUUGUGCCAAAUGUGAAGCCGGUAAUCAAUUUUUUUUUCUGCUUCAACUGCAUUUUUUGGGUUAUUUACAAGUAUGAUAAAGGACAUUUUUGUUUUCA